Anthonomus grandis grandis is the source of this 4115-nucleotide messenger RNA. RefSeq lists its product as uncharacterized. Bases 2267 to 3451 code for a protein of 394 amino acids. The record is from RefSeq and is a predicted model, not a curated record. NCBI's taxonomy places the organism in Eukaryota, Metazoa, Arthropoda, Insecta, Coleoptera, Curculionidae. The transcript is spliced from 5 exons.
AUAAUUUGAUUUCUAUAUGUAUUUUUGCAUUUUUUAAAGAUUUUCAGAGGUUUAAAUAUGUUUACCACCCGGGAAAAGGCACGUUGCGUGUUAUUAUUUAGUGGAUGCAAAUCAGUUACGCAGACGAGAAGAGAAUUUAGGCUGAUUUUUGAAAGGCCCCACCUUCACGCAAUUAUAUAUUUCAUUGGGUAUGCCAAUUUUCCCAAGAGGGAACAGUUAAAAGAAAAGUUAGAACAAACCUAAAUGCACAAGAUAAUCUGUUGGAUGAUAUUUUGCUGGUAAAAGAAGUGUUGUCCUUAAACAAUAACCAAAUAUCUAUUAGGAAGAUAGCUCAAACGGCAAAUCGUCACCCUAAUAUUACAAGGUUGUAUGUAACAUUUCCAGGGAAAUUUGGUUUGUAAUAUCACAAAGUUCCAUGUGGUGAGCCCUACACUAUAAUUUUGGAAAUAAAUUUAAAGCUCACAUAAAACUCUGGUAAUAUAAGGAAAACCAAAGGUGUAUACCUAAAAUUAUGACAAAUGGAUAUAUCAUAGUUGGUUCUAUGUACUAACAUAGAACCCUGCAAAUGUAGGCUUAUGUUGCUUUGUUUAUAAUUCAUUUUAAAACGUUUAUCGGAGCAGAGCAAGUGUUUGUUGAGAAGUUUAUUUAAAAAUAUGGCAUUAAGUGAGACUGAUAUUAGUGAUGGCUACGGUUAUGAUUCUGACCAAGACAAGGAAUAUACAUUACCUGAAAAAUCAAAGAAGAAAAAAGAAGGCAGAAUUAAAAUUCGUGGUCGUUAUAUUAACAUUCCAACCCGAUCCAGUAGCAGUGAAAGCGAAUGUGAAGAGUCAGACUUAGAAAGCCAUUUAACUAGGUAUAUAAGUUAUCAUAUUAUUUUUUGGUUCUUAACUUAUUGUUAUGUUAUAUGUAUAUUACUUUAACCAUUUUAAAUUUUCUGUAUAGUCAAGGAAAACGCAAUAAUGUAGAUUUAUGUUUUGUUUUAGAAACAAUCCUGGCUGCUCUACUAGCUCGUAUAAGGCUUCUAAUUCUGCAAUGCAAUUUAAAGUAAACAGCAAAUUUGAGAUUAAAAAAUCUUCUCAUCCGUCUUCUGUUCAGCUGCAAACAAAUUUUAAUAGGCAAAAAAUUGUUAUUGUUUUAUUUGGUUUUUUAAAACGAUUUUUUUACAAGAUAUUAGCAAAUUUUAAAUUAUUUCCAACAAAGUUUUAAAUUCUUGUUUUAGAAAUGUUUCCGGUUGUUCCACUACGUUAACGCUAAACACCUCAAAACAAAAAGUGCCCUCAGUAGAAGAUGAUAAUAUUGAAGACCCUGAAACAGAAUAUUAUAAUUCUCAUAACGCAGCAACCUCACAUGAUACUACGGAUUCUAAAGAAGAUAAUUUGAUAAAUGAGACAAAUAAAAAGUUAACACGCAAAAGACAAAAAAAUACAUCCGAAUGGGCAUGCAAUAUAAGAAAAACUUAAUUUGAUCGGGGCCUUGAACAUAUUUCUUCGCGAAAAAAGGUCGUUCCCGCCAGGGAGAUUAAAAACAAAAAAGAUUGUUUACAAAAAUGCUUAUUUAAAUGGUCUCGAAUAAUAAGCGAUGAACAACGAAAGGAGAUUUUUAAAAAUUAUUAGCUGCUUUCAGCUGUUGAAAAAAAGAACUAUAUUUUAAACACUACUAAAGUUGAUAACAUGGAAAACAUUCUGCAAUAAUUUUAACAUUGCUUUAGCGCAAAUUAUUUAAUUAUGAUCAUGCUAAAGCGAUACAUAGGCAAUUACCGGAAAAUGUUUAUCAAUCACCGAAUAUGUAUUCUAGGAAAAUUUUCAAAAAGGUGUUAUUUACUAAAAUUGGCUCUGUAAAAAAAAAAUUAUGAAUUUAAGACAAUUUAUACAUUUUUGGAAAGGGGAUUUAACAGGCUUUCAUGUGAAAUUAAAAAGUACAGGGUGUUACAUUUUAAAUUUUUGAGAAAUCGGCCUUUGAAAAUCAUCAAUUUUUUCCUCCUAUUUCAGGUAAAUUUUGAAACUUGGCAACACUUUUGUUUAGUGCGUGGUAGUUCCGGGAUGUAGCUGUGUGGUUUCGUUGCGAUCAUUUUUUGCAUUUUAUUUUGGUGGUUACAUACUGAAAAACUGAAAUGUUCCUGUGUUUGCACUAGUAUUUUUUUAAAAUUGAAUUAGCGGUUUAUAGUUUUUCGCGAAAUCAAAAAUGUAAUUUUCAGGUCCUUUUUAUUGGCAUAAAAAACAAAUAUUGUACAAUUUGCCAACUCUCAAAAAAUCAAGGACACAAUCAGAUGCCUAAAAGGCAUAAAUGCUUUAAAAACUUUGAAGGUUCUUCAACGAGCAUGGAAGGCGAUAUUUUAAAAGAAGGAUUUCUCCAUAGUUUAGAGCAACAUGGAUUAAUCUACCAUAAAUUAAUAGCUGACGGAGACUGCAAUUCUCUGAAAAAAAUGUUAGAUGCUCAUCCAUAUAAAAAUGUCAUUGUGAAAAAAAUUGAGUGCAGAAAUCAUCUUCUACGAAAUUACUCCCGGAAAAUUCGGGAUUUAGGUAAAGACGUCAAUGCUGGGCCUUUAGUUCUUCGGAAGCAAAUAAGUAAAGAACAGCUAAGAUUACGAUAUGCAGUUACAAAAACUAUCGAACAUAGAAAAAAUGAGGGUGUUCCGAUGUUAGAAAAAAUAAAGUUGUUAAAACAAGACAUAGACAAUUCCAUUAGCCACGUUUUUGGAGAACACAAACUUUGUGCAGAAUUGGGAUAUUUCUGUCAUGAGCAAUAUAAACCCAGUGGUAGCAUAUUAUCAGACUUAAAAAUGACAGACCUAUAUGACAAAUUAUAUAGCUUUGUCAGCUAUCUUUCAAGAAAUAGCGUGAGUUUAAUACAAGAUGUUGACAAUAAUGUAUCGGAUCAAUUUAACUCAAUCAUUGCAAAAUUUAUUGGCGGAAAACGCAUUAAUUAUUGCCAACGAGGAUCAUAUCAGGCUCGCUGUUUAGCUUCUGUAAUUUCUCAUAAUACUAAAAAGCCUAUAUACACGAUUAAAAAAUUCCUUAAUCAUAAAAGCCCGAUUGGCUUAGUUAAAAACAGGGAAUUAAAGAAAAAAUAUAUUAAACGGAAAAGAUUAUUCCAAACCAAAGAGAAGUCUGGACUUGAUAGCAGUUACGGUGAUCAAUGUCAAAAGCCUGAUCUAACACCUGAGGAGUUGCAAAAAGAAAAAGAAGAUUUUCUAGCUAGUAUUAAAAAAAAUGCAGAAGAAAUCAAAUUAAUUGAAGAGCUCAGAAAGAAACAGAGCCAAUCUGAUUUGUGGCACUUAGAGCGAAGAAAGCGUCUUACGGCAUCAAAUUACUAUGCAAUUUGCUCUAAAUCUAGUGCCAGAAGCAACGGCGAUACAAAAAAGCUCGUGGAACAACUUUGUACCCAAAAACAAUUCAUUCUGCUAGCAUUGAGUGGGGCAAACAAAAUGAAAAACGGGCAAUCAAUGUUUUAGAAACAUUAAUUGAUGAGAAGAUAUUACUAUGUGGCUUAUUUGUAAGCGAAAAUAUUUCAUUCUUGGCAGCGACUCCCGAUGGCCUUAUUGGGAAGAAGGGGAUUGUUGAAAUCAAAUGCCCCUUUAGUGCUAAAAAUCUCACUCCUGAAGAUGCGAUAAUGCAAAGAAAAAUAUCAUUUUGGAAGAAAAACGGAGAAAUUAAUAAAAACCACAAAUGGUUUUACCAAAUACAAGGCCAAUUGUUGGUAACUGGGAGAUCCUACUGCUGCUUUGCAGUUUGGACACCUUUGGGCAUUAAGAAGGAAAUUAUUUAAAAAAACGAUGUAUUCUGCGAAAACAUGAAAAAGAAAUUAACUAUAUUCUAUUCGAUAUGUUAUUUACCUGAGCUUGUAGAUCCUCGCAAAAAUAGAAAUAUGCAUGUUAGAAAUAUUUCCCUAAAAGAAUAUACGAUCGCAUAAGUUUUUUUUUAUAUGUAGCCAACUUUGUAUAUUUUGUAAUAAAUAUCUUGUUUUGUUUGAUUUAUGUGUUAUUGGUCUUUAUUUUUAUUAUCAUCACAUUUUAUAAUUAUACCAAAUCGAAAAAAUUUACCAUAAAAACUCUUAUUCAAAGUAUCUAUUUGAAUUGGAUAUUAAAAUAAGAAGAAGGUAUAGCAAUGGAGUCAAGC